This is a messenger RNA of Impatiens glandulifera, 903 nucleotides long. RefSeq lists its product as uncharacterized. The coding region runs from base 1 to 903 and encodes 300 amino acids. The transcript has 6 exons. NCBI's taxonomy places the organism in Eukaryota, Viridiplantae, Streptophyta, Magnoliopsida, Ericales, Balsaminaceae. The record is from RefSeq and is a predicted model, not a curated record.
AUGUAUUUCCUGAAAUUGAAUCAAGAGGCUAAUCUUGAGAAAAUUUUAGAGUUGGGACAUACACACGUGGGGAAAGAAUGCAUGAAGCUCGAAAAAUGGAAGGAGGGUACGAGCUAUGACAGUAUUCCAAAAGAAACAAUGCAAAUCUGGUUCAAGUUGCGAAAUAUCCCUCCCCACAUGUAUAACGCGGAAGCCUUAAGCCAUUUCUCUAGCCUUCUAGGAAAACCUCUAUACAUGGACAAAAUCAUUGAGGAAAACGAAAAUCUCACAUAUGCUAGGAUUAACGUUGAAGUUCAACCCAGAAGCGUUCUCCCCAACAAAAUUACAGUGGUGGAUCGAAAGGGAAAUGCUACCAAGAUGGUGGAUGACCAUGCAGUGGAUGACCAUGCAGACCAUCAACCAGCACUGGCUGAACUGAAUGAUUUUGAGGAUUCAGUGAUGUCAAAUCAAGAAAAUCCAUCCGAUCACGAAGAACAGAAUGAUCUCGAUGUUGCCGUUGUGCACAAUGAUGCUCCGUCACCACCUCUUCAACCGCAAUCUGUUGAGGAUGUACGUGAGGACAUUUUAGAUGAAUCAGUCCUUGUUGAACCGGAAGAUGUAGAGGCUGAACCGGAUGGGGCACACAAAGUGCAGACAACCACUGUUGAAGACGAUGAUCAGGUUGAAGUGAAGGAACAGGUUGAUGAACCAAAAUCUCCGCCUGAAAAUCCAAAUGAUCAGGGGGCAGGGAAGGAAAAUGGAAGGAAAAUUGACGUUCUGUACGAAGGUGCACCUGGUAAUAUUACCCGUCAAUUACUUCGUUCAAUGCAAAUGGGUCGCGAAAUUUCGAGCGAAGUGAUUGACGCUUGGUUAAUAUGGAGCAUGAUGCCACCUUAUUUUCCCAAUCCAUUGAAGAAGACAUGA